AGGACAUGAACAAGCACUGAAUGAUGGAAGAAGAAAGUCAAUAUUCACUCAUGAAGCAUAACAUCCCAGCUGGAGUUUUGAAGACUGGUCUUCUGAAUUAAGUCAGUGUGAUACCUACAGCAUCACUGAGAUAAAGACCUGCAGUCAUUUUUCGGGGCCAUGCUUUUCAGAGGAAUAGUGGCUAUGGAAAUAGUGGGCAUGAUGUACUUGUUCAAUGCAAUGUUUGGACUUGGAAUCUUAGCCCUGCCAAAAGCCUUUGCUGAUGCAGGCUGGCUGACCAGCAGUGUUAUCUUGGCAUUAGCCAUGGUGAUGAGCUACAUUACUGUGACCUUCCUAAUUGAAGUAAUGGCCUCUGCCAAUGCACGAGUAGUUUGGAACAGGAAAAGUGACAGCUACAAAGAGAAUGAAAUUAAAUUGAAAGAAAAUAUCCUUGUGCCUGAGAAGAGAAGAGAAGAGCCUACACACCAGAAGACUUUUUACUCAGAAUUGUUAUCAAAGUGCCUCUGCUGCUGUUACCUGCCAGACGAUCCUAAACCAAGUGUGUUUGAUAUAAAUGAGCUGCUCUCCCUGACUGAUUUGACAAAGAUGUACUUCAAUACAGUUGGAGACCUUUUGAGUCGGAUUACAUUGAUGCUGGGUAUUUAUGGAUCACUGGCCAUGUUCCUGACCAUGGCUCCCUUCAGCCUUGCAGAACUCUUCUGCAAUAUCCCGAGGUGCACAGGAGAGAGCAAUUACACAGUUAUCUACUUGGAUGAAAACCGCUGCUGGGGGCCCAUCAGCAAGAGUAAUGCUUACAGGAUUUUUCUGGCUGGCUUUGUUUUCCUGAUAGGACCUUUUGUGUUUUUCUCCAUUCAGAAGAAUAAGUUUAUUCAAAUUCUUGCCACCACCAUAUCCUUCUCAGUUUUUUGCAUCAUAUUCGUCGUGGCAUUUCACCUCCUAGCUACUGGCCAUGGCAAAGGAAAUCCCAGCUUGGCUAACUUUGGAGCUCUCCCAAACCUCUUUGGAGCUUGUUCACUGGCUGCUGUAUCUCAUGCCACCCUUCCUCAGAUCAUCCCUCCUAUACAAAACAAGGCCUAUCUUGGUUUUGGUAUUGCUAUUGUCUUCAUAGUUGUUGGGACUCUCUAUGCCCUGCUUUCAUUAACAAUCAUGUUCACCUUUGAAAAUGAGAAGAUUCAGACAAUUGUCCUGUUAAAUUUUUUGGACUGCUCUGUUGCUCCUGGGGUGUUCUUCAUUUAUUUCUUAGGACUCUAUACCACUUUUAAGGUGAGUGCCAUCUUUCCCUUGAAUGCAGUGACUUUAAGGGAUAAUCUGUGGGCUAUGUUUAGCCCAUUUCAGUGUUCUCACAUCUGGAUUGUUGAAAGACUCAUCUUUCCAAUAUUGACCAUUCUCCCACCAAUUGUGAUUGCAAUGGUUACAGAGAAUAUAGAAGUGAUUGUAGGAGUAACUGGCUCUUAUGCUGCAACCAUUAUCCAGUUUGUUAUUCCACCUCUAUUGGUGUUCUUCAGCCGGAGAGAUACCCAUGAGAAGUUUGGCCCCAGUGUUCAUAUCAAAUUCGCUUCUCCAUUUCAACACAACCUUUGGAUAAUUAUAGUCAUCAUCUUUGCUGUAUUUGCUCUAAUCACAGUGACAAUAUUGUAUAUAACACAUCAAAGUUAAUAAAAAUAUCUGUGUUACAUAAUAAAACAUAUAGCAAGUGAAUUGGUUAUCCACAAUAUGUCAUACAUAUUUUUGUGCUAAAAACAGAAACAUAACACCAUAUUAUUGAUCCUUACUCGGGCAGGUUAUACACAGAAUUGAUCUGUAUUACACCUUCAUUUUAUGCUCUAACCUGCUCAUAUAAUUUUUAUGUCCUAACUCUCCUAAGAAGUCUUUGCAAAUGAUGUGUUACAUAGUUGUUACACUUUUAUUUAGUAAUAACAUAAAACAUGUUGUAUUGAACUGGUUAAGAUGGAGGGUGGAAUUAGCCACCGUCACUAAUGCAGUGAUUCUCAAAUGGUGCUGUGGUACCCUGAGAUACCUUGAGAUCUUUCUGUUGCAGGGUGCCAUAUAAUAUUAGCUGUUAGAUUCUCAAAACAUCAUUCACAAGAUAAACCCAGAGACUUUAAAAAGGAAUCCAUAGUGUUAAAAGCAUUCUGACCUGUUGUGACCUUUCUGAGUUCUUUGCAACAGAAUUACUCUAUUUGUCUGUAGUAAAAAAUCUAAUGAAAACUAAGAGUUGGCAUUUUCUGAAGAGUGCUUUGAGUCUAUUGAGGAGUGCCUUGAUCUAAAAUGGUUGAAAACCACUGCACUAAUGAAAUGCAGCAAUUCCUAGGGCAGGGACUGGCAACCCCCAGCACAAAGGUCAGUAUGUGGCAAGUGCAGGUAUUUUGCUUGGCACACCUGCCUUGGGGUGGAUGGCAGGGAAAAGGUUGGGGCUGUACUGAGACAACAGUUUGGGCUCCUUGCAGCUCCUCUGCCAUGCACCCCUGGCAUGCUAGCAUCUUACAAGUUGAAGUUGCGACUGUUUUUGGCACUCUGCCUAAAUGUGUUGCCAACUCCUGUCCUAGGCUAUAUAUCUACACAUAGAAAACAGCUGUUUAACAUAAAGUAAAACUGAACAAUAGUUUGCAGCAGAAAGUGAGGAGGAGGAAUAUAUCUGCAGGGUGAAUCUGAAUAGUUGAUCUUACAGUAGUGACUGUUAAGAUAUUUACAUUGCAUGGCAGCAUUACUAGGUGUCUAGUUUUCACUUAGAUAAAGCAAGGCGCAUUCAGAUAUCAUCACAGAUGGACACAGGAUUGCUGUGUGUUAUGUGUGUUUGUGUAGAUUCAUUCCCUUGUCAGUAUUAGAGAAUUGUUGUCAGAAUAAAUAAA
This is a messenger RNA of Alligator sinensis (Chinese alligator), 2849 nucleotides long. RefSeq names its product transmembrane protein 104-like. The record is from RefSeq and is a predicted model, not a curated record. Bases 160 to 1656 code for a protein of 498 amino acids. Lineage: Eukaryota; Metazoa; Chordata; Crocodylia; Alligatoridae. The transcript has 10 exons.